UGCACAGGCCCACCAUACUUUGUGCUUUUUAAUCAAUUGUUAAUAUUGAUGAUCGUGGAGAUUGAAACACACGACUACUUGGCCAAACUAGCUCUGAUACCAUGUCAUAAACCAGUUGGUCCCAAUAACUCGAAUUAUUAAGAAAAAGUUAUGUUGAAUCAUAUACUAUACUCUAACACUUACCACGGACAAUAACGUCAACCCUCAACAAAAAUCAAUUAAAACUCAGCAAGAAGAAAAGUUAAAACCACCGAUAAAAAUACCACCCGUGAGAAGAAAAAUAGCAUAUGGAGCCAAAACUGAAGCAACACACCAAAACAUAAAACUGAAUACAAAUUCAAUACCAAUACACAGAUAGCUCAUCCACAUCCCUCCACAAAAGAAAGAAAAGAAACAAGGUAAAAGAUCACCGGUAGUAGUCGGCCUGCUUAAAUCAUCAUAUAUUUCAUCAUCAUGCCCAUGAAAUGUAGAAUGGCACUGAUCGCUCUCAGUCAUGUGUUCUUGCUCUGCUUGGUGAGCGUGACAAAGGGAGGAACCUACUACUGCGACGGCCACGUUGACGGCGACAAGUACAGGAAGGCGGUGAAGGACAUUGUGGAUGAUAUGGCCGACGAGACGCCGAAACGUCCCGAUUUCGCUUACUACGAGGCUGGCGGUCGUGUUUCAGGCAGUUCGCGAUGCGGUGGCAGUCCCGGCCUGACAACCGACCAAAAGGCGUGCCAUAACUGUUUGGAGCGCCUACAGACGGAGCUCACUUCUUCAGCUUGUCUCAGUAGCCAAACCGCCAGCGCUUCCGAGGAUUCAGCUUGCAGCAUGUCUUUCUGGAAAAUCUAGCAAGCAAUUUUAUGUGUAUGGUUUGCGUAGUGUGCCCUUUCUUGCUAUAACUAGCUACUACAUGCAAGUGGUUUAUGAGAUGUUGUGAAAUUAUGCUCCAGAGAGUUUAAAAUAAAAGAAUAAGAAACACAGCUCUUUUUUUUUUUUUUUCUCUUCACGAAAUUACUAUGGUCACAUUCAAACUCUUUUAGAUAUUAUCGGUUUUGGCCUACUCCUCACUGUUGUGCCUUUUGAGUGUAUAUUAUGGUGAUUUUUUGGGAGGUUGCUUAUCUUUGAACUUGAGUGUAUGUUUAACUACGAAGUGUUCUCUAUUUUAACUCAAAACGCGUCUUGUCAGUUAAGAUUGGAUGUUCCUUACGAAUCAUGAAUGUUUCUCGUGUUUUGUUGAUGUAGAAUUUGCCUUACAUACGCUCCCUUUGAGACUCAACGUCCUCAUUGAGGUUUACCCACCAUCGCCCAAAAGGGACGCGACCGAGAGGCUUGGAUACCAAUUGCAACAUCCCAACCUUUUUCCUAAUUAAACAAUAUAUUGUCCACUUUAGCCCUACCCUCGCAUAGUUUUGCUUUUGGGAUGAAUCAUGAUGACUUCCCGGGAGGUCACCCAAUUACACUGCUCCAUAUUGUAGGAUAAUCAAGAUAAUACAUAGUUUUAACAUGU
Messenger RNA from Linum trigynum, 1492 nucleotides. The record is from the annotation of a GenBank genome assembly. Lineage: Eukaryota; Viridiplantae; Streptophyta; Magnoliopsida; Malpighiales; Linaceae.